Meriones unguiculatus (Mongolian gerbil) is the source of this 676-nucleotide messenger RNA. RefSeq names its product lysozyme g1 (gene Lyg1). The record is from RefSeq and is a predicted model, not a curated record. Gene Ontology annotation, cellular component: extracellular region. The coding region runs from base 1 to 585 and encodes 194 amino acids. The transcript is spliced from 5 exons. Lineage: Eukaryota; Metazoa; Chordata; Mammalia; Rodentia; Muridae. Gene Ontology annotation, molecular function: lysozyme activity. Gene Ontology annotation, biological process: defense response to Gram-positive bacterium; peptidoglycan catabolic process.
AUGACUCCACUGUGGCUGUUCCUGGGCCUCCUGGCCCUGACUGGCUGCUCUGAAGGCGGCAGCUGGGGAUGCUAUGGAAACAUUCGCACCCUGCAAACCCCAGGAGCGUCUUGUGGGUUUGGAAGACGUUACGGCCUGACUUACUGCGGGGUCCGUGCUUCUGAAAGGCUGGCUGAAAUAGACAGACCCUACCUUCUGAGAUACAAACCCACGAUGAGAGUGAUCGCCAAAAAGUACUGCGUGGAUCCUGCCGUGAUCGCUGGUGUCCUGUCCAGGGAGUCUCAGGGUGGCAAUUUUGUGGUGGAUAUGGGCGACGUGGGCAGCGCAGUCGGGGACCCAAAAUUCUACCCUCCUACAUCCUGGAAGAGUGAGUCCUGGGUUUCCCAGAAAACCGAGACUCUGACUUCUAGAAUCAAAGAGGUCAAGACUAGGUUUCCAAGCUGGACCCCCGACCAGUACCUGAGAGGCGGACUCUGUGCCUACAGUAAUGGCCCUAGCUUUGUCCGAAGCAACCAGGACCUGAACUGUGACUUCUGCAAUGACGUCCUUGCUCGAGCCAAAUACUUCAAGGACCACGGCUUCUAGGACCUCGGAGGAAGCUCAAGUUCAUCAUCAUGCACAAGGGCUCACCUGUUCACCAAACCGCAAAAUCUGAUUUGGAUUUGAAGGCUGUCAA